ACGUGUGUGUACUCACCUUCAAGAUGCUGGCGCAGCCGGUAAGGCCCAGGGACUCCCAGAACGACACCACCGCCUGACUCUCGGCGUAUCUGCGCAAAUUUGCAAAAGAAGGAAAUAGACAAACAGUCGGCACUGAUCGUGUCUUACAUUACUUUAUCUCUUUCUUUCUUUUUUGCGUGCGUUUGGCUCUCGCUGACCCCCGCCCCCUCCCCCACCAAACCAUCUUACGUGAUGCUACAUCUGUGUGGCAAAUCCUAAGCGUCGAGCACGCCUGCGGUGGACGGCGUCGUUCAUCGUUUCAUCGGAGGAUAGACCACACGCGGUGGUACACGAGAACGCUCGACACUGUGACUCGGCCAUAGGGUCGUCGUGCCGGACUGACGUCAUCCUCACCGCUUCGCCAUCGGAGUGACCCAGUUUUUUUUUUUCUUUACCGUUGUUCAGUUUUGGCCGCUGUGCCGUUGUUAGAGCUCACACCAAGGAUUAUCGCGGAAUCGGACGAGGAUGUCUCAAUAGGAACGGUGCAACGCGGCCUCUCCGUCCAAUCAGGUGCGAACAUCUGCUCGACGCCGGCGAUAGCAGAGAACGGUCCUCCGUGAAAGACGCGACCGACGGCUGGCGCGAAAGGGUCGGCCAGUGGAAGGGGGUACUGGUUGCGGCACAUCCACGCAGCACGAGUUGAGGUUACUCCAAAGAAACACAGCAGCGGUGAACGUCCGUUGAAACGCUCAGAUUCGACGAACGAUAGAAAGCAGCUAAGAAAAAAGAGCUAAGCUGUCCGUGCAAGAUAAGAGACGCCCGUCACCUGCCUCAGCUACACCAGUUCUCCAGGAGCUACAAGGACCGCGACCACUUAGUGCACACAUGAACCUUGCGCGUCAUCGUCCCGCUGCUGCUGCACCCGGAGGCUCGGCGGCCGGGCACGGUGCCGCCGCCGCCACGUCCCCGCGAUGGUAGUGGUGCACGAGGUGGAGCUCCUGGACGAGCACCCCGUGGCCCGGCCGCCCUACCUGGCCCACCUGCAGAGCGGCGCGGCGCCACAACACCUGCACCACUCGCACCCGACCAGGCACCACCACGGAGGGUUCGCGCAGCAGCAGCAGCUCAAGCUAGGACCCCCCGUGGGCGGCGGCGGGGGCUCGUCGUCGCUGCCGCGGCACCACGGCCAGCCCCCGUCGGCGCCCUACCACGACCCCACCACCGAGGAGGACGACGACGAGGACGAGGAGGAUGACCUGCCCGAGUACGCGGAGGCCGGGCCGCCUACCGGUCCCCCUCCCGGCCUGGCCCUCAUCGACCGGCACCCGUACCUGUGCCCGGCCUCGGGCAGCGCCCACCGGCGCUCGCUGCCCACGGCGGCCGACGCCUGCGACACCUCGUCGUCGGUGCCCCUGGACAAGCGCGACGACCGGUUCACCGCGCUCAGCGCACUGUUCACCAUCGUGUCGCUGCUGGCCUACGCGGCCGACGUGGGCUCGGACGCGGCGGCCUGCUACUUCCUGUACCUGGAGGGCAACCUGUGGUGGUUCGGCCUCACCCUCGCCGUCACCGUGGUGCCUGCGGUGACGGUGAACGCGUUCAGCCUGCGAUGGUACAUGCACGACGACCGGGAGAGCCGCGCGUCGGCCAAGGAGCUGGCCGGCGCCGCGGGCGGCGCCGUCGCCACGCCCGUGCACCGGCCCCGCAUGGGGCCGCUCGGGUGGGCGUUCCGGGUGCUCUUCCACCUGGCCUUCCUGGGACCCGUGGUCAGGUACAUCGACCUCCUGGUCUAUGGUCUCAAGAGUCGCUCGCGAGACAAGCGGAGUCGCCAACGACAGCAGCAGUGGCACCUGACGCCCGUGCGCCUGGAACAGCCGCGCUCCCAGCAGGUGGACUACUACCUGCUCAUGAUCCACGAGGACCGGGACACGGCCCUGCUGGCGCUGCUCGAGAGCUUCAUGCAGUCGGCGCCGCAGCUCGUGCUGCAGCUGUACAUACUGUGCGACCGGUAUGGACUGCGGAUGCACGUGGACACCCUGACAGUGGCGGCCCAGCUGGGCUCGGUGGGCUCGUCGCUGUUCGAGCUGUGCUGGUCGCUGGCCAGCUACCACCGCGCCCUGCGCCGCUCGGUGCCGGACAAGCACAACAUGAGCCGCACCGGCUCGGCGCUGCAGUUCCUCUGGCGGCUGGGCACCGUGGCGUCGCGCGCCGGCGCGCUGGCCCUGUUCGCGUCCCAGUACCGGUACUGGCUGCUGCCGGCCUGCAUCGGCCACUGGGGCGUCAUGACCGUCUGGGUGAUGCACCAGGGCACGCGCUUCUGCGACAGCGACGCCGGCCGACCGAGGCCCUGCCGCGAGUACCUGUUCAACAUGCUCAUCGGCGCCAUCUACCUCUUCUGCUUCCUCAACGUCAAGGACGAGCCAACACGGUACAAGUACAGCGCCUACUACGUCAUCGCCUUCCUGGAGAACACGGCGCUCAUCGUGCUGUGGUACUUCCGCGCCGACCCGGUGCUCUGGUACCGGCUCCCGCUCCUCAUCGGCGUCAUCGGCAGCUUCGUCGUCGGCAUUUUCUUCAUGCUCGUCUACUACCGCUUCUUUCACCCCAACGGCCGACUGCCGCUGUACAACCCGAUCGCCCGAUGCUGCUGAUAGCCACUUUCCCAGGGAGUAAAAGAAAGAAAACAAGAUUUUCAGCACCAACGCAGGAAGAAACGGAACGUACGCCGCCUAAGAAAGUACACCGCCUUCUCAUUUUUUUUCCUUUAUAGUGACGUCGUGACUGACAAGCCGUUAUCAUCCUGAAAGACGCAGAACAUUUCUGCGUAAGUCUUGCUGUCUCUCCCUCUAGGGCUAAGACGGCGGUUUCUUAGGUAACGGCAGCUGGUCACGUGGUUCGUUCGACGUGCGCUAUUCCAAAGGGGAAAAAAAAGCUGACGAAUGCGGUGCAAGUCACUCGCAGAACAGGAUUUUUUUUUUUUUUCCAACCUGGGCUCACCGAGAAGACCCUGCGUCGACGUCCACAAUAACACCCGAUAUUUACAUUCGUUAUCCUGCCACCGCGUGUGGAAGGAUAACUCCGCCGGCGACUAUAACAUUGAGGCAAGAACGUUCGAAUCGCUGGCGAAACAAAUCCGAAUAGCCAGUAAGUCAGUGCGAGCCUUUCGACGAUCGCCUCCGCAAAGCAGUCGCCAGAGCAAGCCACGAGGAAACGGGGGAAAAAAAAAAACACCCAAAUUCGUGGGAGAAAAUGAAUGGCGCCGCAUUCCUGGCCGUCCUUACGGGCCUCUCCAACCGCGACGUGAUGGAUCAUCCGCUCGCGUCCAGAAAGACGAGAAGCCUUUUUUCCACAUCGCGUUUCUCCGGCGUUGGAAGGGGGGAGGAAAAACAUCGCAAGAACGUUGCAGGCGCGGGAUCUCGACAUAAAAGGUCACGACGUCCCAGCCAACCCGGCACUAAGAGACGGGACGGGCCGUUCGCCACAAGACAACUUGGGGGACAGCA
Messenger RNA from Dermacentor andersoni, 3482 nucleotides. RefSeq names its product XK-related protein 6-like. Gene Ontology annotation, cellular component: plasma membrane. The record is from RefSeq and is a predicted model, not a curated record. Lineage: Eukaryota; Metazoa; Arthropoda; Arachnida; Ixodida; Ixodidae. Gene Ontology annotation, biological process: engulfment of apoptotic cell; apoptotic process involved in development; phosphatidylserine exposure on apoptotic cell surface.